AUGACUGAAACAAGUAAUGAACUGGAGCUUGCUCGAGUAAACUUACAAAUCCUGGAGGCAGAAAAACAGAGAGAGGAAGCUGCCAAAAGGAGGGAGGAGGCUAACCAAAGGAGGGAGGAGGCUAACCACAGGAGGGAGAUGGAAAAACGAGACGCUGACCAACAAGCCAAAGAGGCAGAACACAGGAGGGCGAUGGCAGCCAAAGAGGCUGACCUGGCAACCAAAGAGGCUGAGCGGGGUCUCUACCCGCUGCCCCUGCUGAGCAGUUCACUGGAUGACGGCAAAGCCGCGCUGACCGCUUCCAACACGCCACUCGGCCGCGGCCUGGCCGCCCCCCAGCCGUACGCGUCUGUGACGGACCCUCACUCCCCCUUCCUUGUAAAGCAGGAGACCCCCGAGGCCUCCAGCCCGAGCGCCACCCCUUCCUCUUUAUCUAGUGCCGCCUUUUCGGACCUGCAGCCCAGGCCGCCCUUCAGAGCCUUCCCCCACUGCUCCGCCAUCUACGGCCAGUUCCCCGGCCAGGGCCUCGUCCCAGGGCGCGAGAUGGUCGGCUCCACCCUGCCCGGCUCCCCCCCGCACAUCCCCACCGGCGGGCAGGGCAGCUACGCCUCCUCCACCAUCGCUGGCAUGGUGUCAGCAGGCAGUGACUACUCUGCGAACGCCUACAGCCAUUCCCCCUACUCCACCUAUGGUGAGGCCUGGCGCUUCCCCAACUCCAGCCUGCUGAGUUCCCCAUAUUAUUACAGCUCUGCCUUGAGGGCCUCUGCGCCCCCUGCCGCUGCCUACGACCACCUGUAG
This is a messenger RNA of Mauremys mutica (yellowpond turtle), 798 nucleotides long. Its product is annotated as paired box protein Pax-8-like. Bases 1 to 798 code for a protein of 265 amino acids. The record is from RefSeq and is a predicted model, not a curated record. NCBI's taxonomy places the organism in Eukaryota, Metazoa, Chordata, Testudines, Geoemydidae. The transcript has 6 exons.